Drosophila hydei is the source of this 2002-nucleotide messenger RNA. RefSeq lists its product as uncharacterized. NCBI's taxonomy places the organism in Eukaryota, Metazoa, Arthropoda, Insecta, Diptera, Drosophilidae. The record is from RefSeq and is a predicted model, not a curated record. Bases 298 to 1887 code for a protein of 529 amino acids. The transcript is spliced from 5 exons.
AAGAAAGAAAGUUUUCGUCUGGGUUGGCUGUGCUUGCUGCGCUACGGGCUUAAACACACAUACCUAUGCGUCAACAUAUAUAUGUACAUUCAUAAUUUACUGUAGCAGAAUAACAAACGAUUUGGGAUUUUGUCUUGCAAUUUUUCAAGCCAGUGAAGCGUCGGCCGAGUUGCUCGUGUUGUUGUUGCUGUUUAAUUGGCCCAGCAACAAAAGAAAUAAUAGUUAAAUUAAAAAAAAAAAAGUAUCUCAAGUGUGUGAUUGUGAAAGUUCUUGCCGAAAAGAAUAUAAAGAAAAAUAAUGUAUGUGAAACGGGCGCUGCUUUUGCUGGCGUUGUUCUGCGCACAGCCGUAUGGUCAUGUGGCUCACGAGGAGGAGUCCAAUCCGUUACUGGACAUGGCAUCUGUCUUCAUACAGGAGGCAUUGUCGAAUCACAAUGGCGGCGGCGGCGGUGCUGCCGGCGGCGCUGGCUCUGGAUUGGCAGGUGUCGCUUCCCUAAUUGGCAGCUUUAUGCAGGCCAAUGGCAAAGCUGGUGGAGGCGGCGGCGGCGGUGGUGGAGGCGCGGCCAUGCAAAUCCUUUCUGGCCUAGGCAGCAUGCUGGCCAACAAUGCACGUGGCGGCAAUGGAGCUGGUGGAGGCUUCGAUCCCUCAAUCAUUGGCAAUGUCCUGGAAAUGUUUACCCAUGGCGAUGACGAGGAUACGGGCGACGCACAGAAGCGCAGCAACAGCGGCGGCGCCGGCGGCGGUUCUGGUAUUGGCCUGGACACCAUUUUGCAAGUGGCAUCCGCUUUCAUGGGCAACCAAGGCGCAGCCGAAAAGCCCGCCACACUACCGCACCAGAAGCAAAAGAGAGCCGUCUCCGAUGAGGAGCCAGAGUCGGAAAAUGGUUUCAUGAAUCUGUUGCCUCUGGUCAUGCAAGCAGUUAGCUCCUUCGCCGGACCCGAGGGUCAGCACACGCAGGAGCGCCACAAGAGCCAUGCAUGGGUAUUGCCCCCGUUCCUGGAGCAUGUGCACGUGCUGUGGGAUCAUUUCUCCAACUCGGAACUGGCAGAUGCGCUCUACGAGAAGUCUGGCGUCAACAAGAUAAUGAAGGGCUUCAAGGGUCGCGAUGGCAAGGUCGAUUACGAUAAACUGUUCGAAUCACUGAAUAAUCAAUCCUUCCGUCGUCGCUGGAUCAAAUCGGCCACAUUGUACUUGGCUGAUUGGGCCAGUUAUAUAGCGAAUCCGGAAAACUAUCUCAGAUACUUCCAGACGGCGCAAAUCAUGUUUAACGGUCUAUUGAAAUCUCAAGGUUAUCCCAAGCAGACCUACUUCGAUCCGGCACGCCCUAGCGAAACAAUUUCGAAUCUAUUGAACCACGUGGCCAAGCAUCAUUUGAAUGUGAAAAUUGAUUCGCGUCAAUACGUGAAGCCCGCUGUUGGCUAUGCCAAGGAGCUGCUCAAACUGGGCCAAGCACGUGGCCUGCUGCAGUUCAAUGCCACCGAGAUCAGUGAUCGAUUAACGGAUACGCUCAACCUAGAAGUUAUCGAACCGGUGCUAAAAGUCCAUCGCGCCUACAGAUACAUCUCUAAGUCGCCGCAAUGCGAUCGCUAUGUGCUCUGUCAGCUAAAUGCAGCUGCUCUCGAGCAGCAACAGCAGCAAGAGUCGAAGAAAUCGAAGACUGCCUCAGCAGCUGGCGGUCUCAUUGCUGGCGUUAGUCCAAAAAUUGUUAAGAUCGGCAGCAUGGGCGCCGCGAUCUUCAUUAGCACUGAAACCGGUACACCGUUCUGGACUCUAUUCGGUGUAAUCAAUGCGCCAUAUAAUUGCGAGGUUAAGUAUCCAGUCGACUGCAUUGGCUUCCACGAGGGCGAGGCCAAGGUGACCACGGAAUACGUGCACAACGAGUUGUAGUUGCUCCAACUACCAACGACGACUGUUAAGCGUGCUUAUUAGGAUGAUAUAGUUUUAAUAAUUGAUAUUUAAAUUAAAAAAGAAACGGAAAACAAAACAAAAAAUUUCAAAUGUA